GGGAAAUAGGGUGCACCUUCGCCUCCAUCUAUGACAUUAGAAUGUGACUGUUCCUCUUUUCUCUCUCACUCUUUCACUCAUAUUUUCGCCUCAGUCUUCUCUUCUUCUUCUUCUCAGUUUCGAAAAUCGUAGUCUCCUAAUGAUAAAAGUUUCCUCUCAGACUUUCUUUAUUACAUUCUAGCUCUCUAUUAUCGUUUUAGUAAGUUAACCAAUCUCUCAUUUUUCAAAUCGGUUAUAAACCCUAGAUAUUGAGGAAGGAGAAAAUUUCAGUUGAAGAUACUUAGCUAGGUUAUUUAGUCUUUUAUUUUUUUUGAAGUUAUAGUUAUAAUCUCUGACAUUUUUGCACUUCAAAAUUGUUAAUCAGUUGUUAGUUUGCUCGUCGUUUUUUCCCCCUUUUAAUAUACAGAUUUCAGACUUUAAUUUGUUGUUAAUUUUCAAUUUAUUUUCAAAGGGGUUUUCUUUGAAAGCUUGUAUAGGUUAUGCUUGAUCUGUAAGUGUGCGUGUAUGCAUAUAUAGUCAUGGGUGUUGGUUUUAUGCAUUUGGGUUAGCAGAAACUCCGCCAUGUUUGGAGCUUAGUAAAGGGAUAGUUGAGUAUUUCUUGUGAAGUUUGCUUUAAGGAUUUGGAAGAGGGCAUGGUGGGCAAGGAUGAUGCAUCUGGUGCUUCAUGGGGUCCAUCGCAGCCUCCUUCCGGCUCCCGGAAGAUGUUCUGGCGCUCGGCUUCGUGGUCUGCUUCGCGGUCUUCGCUACACAACCCUGAGAAUGAAGAGAAAGACGUUGCAGAUCCAAGUAAUGGCAGUAUUGGGAACGGCCAUGGCCAAAACCGUCGGUUUCCAGCUCCACUAACCCCUCGCUCUCAGCAGAAUUGCAAGGCCAGGUCAUGUUUACCACCCUUGCAGCCAUUGUCGAUUGCUCGUCGGAGCUUGGAUGAGUGGCCCAAAGCGAGUUCGGACGAUAUCGGUGAGUGGCCGCAGCCUCCCACACCAAGUGGAAGAGGAGGCGGGGAAAGGCUGAAGCUUGAUUUGUCUUCGAUUCAGCGAAACCAACCAGACAAGAAUGGUGGGCUUGUAAGAAGAGAUAAAAUUGCUUUCUUUGAUAAAGAGUGUUCAAAAGUGGCAGAACAUAUCUACCUUGGUGGUGAUGCUGUUGCAAGGGACAGGGAAAUACUUAAGCAGAAUGGCAUUACCCAUGUACUGAACUGUGUUGGGUUUGUUUGUCCCGAGUACUUCAAAGCUGAUUUUAUGUAUAGAACUUUGUGGUUACAAGAUAGUCCGUCAGAGGAUAUUACUAGUAUCUUGUAUGAUGUUUUUGAUUACUUUGAGGAUGUUAGGGAACAACGAGGGAGGGUUUUCGUUCACUGUUGCCAAGGGGUGUCCCGGUCCACAUCUUUGGUAAUUGCUUAUCUUAUGUGGAGAGAAGGCCAGAGUUUUGACGAUGCUUUUCAGUAUGUGAAAGCAGCGAGAGGAAUUGCUGAUCCAAAUAUGGGGUUCGCUUGCCAGCUAUUGCAGUGUCAAAAGAGGGUACAUGCGUUUCCACUCAGCCCUAGUUCCUUACUGAGGAUGUACAGACUUGCUCCACACUCGCCCUAUGAUCCUCUGCAUCUUGUUCCAAAGAUGUUGAAUGAUCCUUCUCCGGCUGCUUUGGAUUCUAGAGGGGCAUUUAUCAUUCAUGUUCCUUCCGCAAUUUAUGUUUGGAUUGGUAAGAGCUGUGAGACAAUCAUGGAAAGGGAUGCUAGAGGUGCUGUUUGUCAGAUUGUUCGGUAUGAAAGAGUGCAAGGGCCAAUAACAGUACUCAAGGAAGGGGAAGAACCAUUAUAUUUUUGGGAUGCUUUUUCAAACCUUUUACCCUUGAUGGAUAAGUCUGCCAACGUUAACGUAGUUGGAAAAUCAGCCAUUAGGAUUGUCCCAGGUGAUAGAAAAGUUGAAUCGUAUAAUGUUGACUUUGAGAUUUUCCAGAAAGCUAUUAUGGGGGGCUUUGUACCGCCAUUUGCAUCUUCGGAAAAUGAGCAUGAAACCCACCUUCCUGCUAGAGAAAGCAGUUGGAGUCUGCUAAGGAGGAAGUUUGCCUCUGGCAAUAUGAAGGAUUUUGUCUCUGCACCCAGAAUUCCCCUCUCCAGGGUGUACUCAGACUCAAUGAUGUUGGUGCAUUCAUCUAAAAUUUCAGCAUCACCUUCAUCAGUGUCUUCUUCGUCGUCUUCAUCGUCAUCCUCUUCGCCUUCACCUCCUUAUCUCUCUCCGGAUUCCAUAUCUUCUGAACCAAGUACCAGUUUUAAAUAUUUCCCAGAAUCUUCUUUGGAUUCUCCUUCUGCAGCUUCUGGUGUUCCUUCCUCAUUGUCUAAUUUUUCUAACUUGUCUCUGCUCUCAACCAAAGCAUCAUCUCAAUCAACAUCUAGAAGUCCAGAAAUAGCUGGCUCUAAUUUAACUUCUCAGUCGAAUUCUUCACCAUUUAAGAAGUCCUCACCUUCCCUUGCGGAGCGGAGAGGUAGCAUGUCAAAAUCUCUUAAGCUGCCAGAUUUGAGUGAAAAGAUGAGGGCUACCCCCACUUUCUCAAUUCUCCCUGACGAUCAAGACGGCGCUGUCAAUGUAAGCCACGGUAGUUGCUUCUUAGCCAUUAAUGUUCGCAAUGCCUCGGAGACCAGGGACGGUGUUGAAAAUGGGGAGAGGGCCUCACCAGAACAUUGCGAUAUAUAUCCUUCUAGGGAAACUGGUUUUGAUCCAAGCCAGACGAAAGAUGAUUUUGUCAAACAUUGUGGUGAACCUCGGAGAGAAGGCUCAGAUUUCUCAGCCCAAAAUGGGAUAGAGGAAAGUGGUGGCUCAACGAGAUAUGAUGUUUCACAUGCUCUAAUAUGUCGUUGGCCCAGUUUAGAGAAGAUGACAACAUUUGGUGUGAAUGAUCUGGAUUCCAGAGCCACUUUUGCUGUUUUGUCUCCAAAUACAGGAUUAGGCAAAAAUGAGGAGAGGAUUUUAUAUGUUUGGGUAGGAAGAUCUGCUGACCGUGGCAAAUGUCAACUUAAGCUAGAUAGUGGCAAAGGAUCAGAUGGUCUAGAAGAGCUUGACUGGAAUCAAGUUGGUUCCGAUAUGCUUAUUCAAAUGGGUCUCCCGAAAGGCCUAAAGAUUAAGAUUGUUAAAGAAGACGAAGAACCAACAGAAUUUCUUGCAAUGUUGAAUCUGUUGUAGCACAUUCUGUAACACGGGAGCUUCAACCAAAUUCUUAAUCCUUUAGCUGGCUAUAUUUGACCCUCAACUUACUUUCAUACAUCAACAUUGGUUUAUAGAUAGCCAGAACCAGCAAGGAGGUCGCUAAUCAUGUAGCUCUGGUCAACUGGUUGUACAAUGCUGUAGCCUGUCUAGUGUAACACACCCGCUCUCAACUUAAAAUCAUUGCCCUAUCCCCUGGACCAACUUUGUAUAUUCACUCAUUCUAGAAGUAAAUCUUGAGUUUCUUUUUUUAUUUUUUCGGAACACGGUUGAAAUUCUCAAGGGUUAAUGAAAACUUUCAACUACUACAUCAGAACUUUUAUCAAAUGCAAACUUGAAAGUUUUGGGAAUGCAUAAAUUGAUUACUUCA
Humulus lupulus (European hop) is the source of this 3564-nucleotide messenger RNA. Its product is annotated as protein-tyrosine-phosphatase MKP1. Gene Ontology annotation, biological process: protein dephosphorylation. NCBI's taxonomy places the organism in Eukaryota, Viridiplantae, Streptophyta, Magnoliopsida, Rosales, Cannabaceae. The transcript has 3 exons. Gene Ontology annotation, molecular function: protein tyrosine/serine/threonine phosphatase activity. The record is from RefSeq and is a predicted model, not a curated record. The coding region runs from base 633 to 3173 and encodes 846 amino acids.